UCUGUCCAUCACACCCUGCUGCUAAGCUAGGUGUGACUCAGCAGACCCCAACAUUAACGACAAACUUUCAGCCCUUUUGGUCUCACUCCUUCGAGAACCUUCCUGCACUUCGCGGAAAUUGCCGAUGGAGUCGGUGCCAGUCUGAACGGAGCCACUGCUCCCUCCACCACAGGCGCCCGGGAGCAUCGCGGCGAUGAUCACGGUGGGGGACUUUUCCAUUCGCGGUGACGCGCACCGGUGACGCCAUACAAUGACGUAUGGUGAUAUGGCUUUCCUGGAGCCAGGUGCCGGCAGAUCAACGACUACCAUCUGUUCCACAAGAUGAGUAACAGCCACCCGCUCCGCCCCUUUACUGCAGUGGGGGAAAUUGAUCAUGUGCACAUUUUGUCUGAACAUAUUGGUGCCUUGUUAAUUGGGGAAGAAUAUGGUGACGUCACAUUUGUUGUGGAAAAGAAACGCUUUGCUGCACACAGGGUAAUUUUAGCAGCCAGGUGCCAAUAUUUUCGAGCACUACUGUAUGGUGGCAUGCGAGAGUCUCAGCCUGAGGCAGAAAUCCCUCUCCAGGACACCACUGCAGAAGCGUUCGCCAUGCUACUUAAGUACAUCUACACUGGGCGAGCGACACUGACAGAUGAGAAGGAGGAGGUGCUGCUGGACUUUUUGAGCCUGGCUCAUAAAUAUGGAUUUCCAGAGCUGGAGGAUUCUACCUCUGAGUAUCUCUGCACCAUACUUAACAUUCAGAACGUCUGCAUGACUUUUGAUGUUGCCAGCCUCUACGCGCUUCCCAAGUUAACUUGUAUGUGCUGCAUGUUUAUGGACAGAAAUGCUCAGGAGGUGCUCUCAAGUGAAGGUUUCCUCUCCCUUUCUAAGACAGCACUUUUAAAUAUCGUAUUAAGAGAUUCAUUUGCAGCUCCUGAAAAGGAUAUUUUUCUAGCCUUGUUAAACUGGUGUAAGCACAACUCAAAGGAGAAUCACGCUGAAAUCAUGCAGGCUGUGCGCUUACCUCUGAUGAGCCUCACCGAGCUCCUGAAUGUUGUGAGGCCUUCGGGACUGCUGUCGCCUGAUGCCAUUCUGGAUGCUAUUAAAGUACGGUCAGAGAGCCGGGACAUGGACCUCAAUUACAGAGGCAUGCUCAUACCAGAAGAAAACAUUGCAACCAUGAAGUAUGGAGCCCAGGUUGUAAAAGGGGAGCUGAAGUCUGCCUUGUUAGAUGGUGAUACUCAAAAUUAUGAUUUGGAUCAUGGAUUUUCCAGGCACCCAAUUGAUGAUGACUUUCGUUCUGGCAUCGAGAUUAAGUUAGGUCAGCCGUCCAUUAUCAAUCACAUACGGAUACUCCUGUGGGACCGAGAUAGCCGGUCUUAUUCAUACUUCAUUGAAGUGUCCAUGGAUGAACUUGAUUGGAUCAGAGUGAUCGAUCAUUCACAGUAUCUGUGUCGUUCUUGGCAAAAAUUGUAUUUUCCAGCCCGUGUCUGCAGGUAUAUUCGAAUAGUUGGAACUCACAACACAGUGAACAAGAUUUUCCACAUUGUGGCUUUUGAGUGUAUGUUUACAAACAAAACCUUCACUCUUGAGAAGGGGCUGAUUGUUCCCAUGGAGAAUGUUGCAACAAUUGCUGAUUGUGCCAGCGUGAUUGAAGGUGUCAGUCGGAGCAGAAAUGCCUUGCUGAAUGGAGACACCAAAAAUUACGACUGGGAUUCUGGCUACACGUGUCAUCAGCUGGGAAGCGGUGCGAUUGUGGUUCAGCUGGCACAGCCGUACAUGAUCGGGUCAAUACGGUUAUUACUUUGGGACUGUGAUGAUCGAAGCUAUAGCUACUACGUUGAGGUUUCUACCAACCAGCAACAGUGGACCAUGGUGGCUGACAGAACUAAAGUCUCCUGCAAGUCCUGGCAGUUGGUGACUUUUGAAAGACAGCCUGCCUCCUUCAUCCGAAUUGUUGGAACACACAACACAGCAAAUGAGGUGUUCCACUGUGUGCACUUUGAGUGUCCGGAGCAGCAGAGUGGCCAGAAGGAGGAAAAUGGCGAGGACCCAGGGACAGGGGAUGCCAACCUGGCAGAUGCAGCGGGGUCUGGGCAGACGUGUUCACUUCAUGGAUCCACCCCGUACUUGGUCUACAAGCAACUCCACUCCCUGAGCCUGAGUUUUCUCAUCUGUCGAAUGGAGCCAAUAGCAAUACUUACAUUACAGAACUAUAAGGAUUAAAUUAAGACAAUGUGUGAAAGGCUCUGGGGACAGUGGCCAGCACAGAGUAGGUGUUUGUCAUGGGUUGAAUUAUGUCCCCCCCAAAAUAUGUGUAUCAACUUGGUUAAGCCAUGAUUCCCAGGAUCCUGUGGUUGCCCUUUUAGGUUAGGAGGAUUAGGGUGGGAUUUUAACACCACACUCAUUCAGGUCACCUCCCUGAUCCAAGGUAAAGGGAGUUUCCCUGGGGUGUGGCCUACACCACUUUUUAUCGCUCAAGAGAUAAAAGGGAAGCAAGCAGAGUUGGGGGACUUCAUACCACCAAGAAAGCAGCACCAGGAGCAGAGCGCAUCCUUUGGACCCAGGGUCCCUGUGACUGAGAAGCUCCUGGAGCAGGGGAAGAUUGAGGACAAAGACCUUCCUCCAGGGCUGAGAGAGAGAGAAAGCCUUCCCCUGAAGCCGACGCCCUGGAUUUGGACUUGUGACCUACUAAACUGUGAGAAUAAAUUUGUUUUUGUUAAAGCCAUCCACUUGCAGUAUCUCCGUUAUGGCAGCACUAGAUGACUAAGACAAUGUGUAAAUGCCAGCUGUUCUGAUAAUCUCUUAACAUCAUUAUGUGGUCUAAAGCAAUGGCCCUUCCUGUCUGCAUUUUUCCUAUUUCAGAAAUAGUUUUAAAGGCCCAUUUCACUGUCAGCAUCUUUCCCCUGGCCUCAGCUCCCCUUCUGUUCCUCCACUGGAAUUCAAACAGCUGACAUCCCUCCCCUCAUUUCGGGGUGCACUUUGGAAAUGGGAGCUCCUCAGAGUAUCUCGAGCUACCAAGCUGGCUUCGGAGACUCCUGCUCCCUUCUCCUUCUCAUUGAAACUCCUUCCCCAGUUAUAUUCCCUCCCCAGGAAACCAUAACUUUUCUCCUACUUAUUGGGAUCUGGUUUGCUUAAAUCUUGGUUGGAUGCCCACCGGGCCAUUCCUCACGACUUCAAACUCUAAGACACAGGAUCCUUUGUCCUGAGAAUCUGGCUCUUCCACUCACCAUCAGGUCUUUCCUGUGAUCGGGUUCUAUUGUUACCAGUUGCCAAUCUAACACAAAGCAUCCUUGUCUUUUCCAGAGUAAGAAUACACACAAAAGACAAACUUUAUCUUCAGCAAGCUUUAUUUUGCUUGAGUCAAGCAAAAGGAGUCAGCAGGAAUCUAAGUCUCUCCCAAAGACUGACUAGAAAAGGGAAGUAAGGCUAAGGCUUAUAUGGAUUCGGUGGAGACAAUAGAGUAAUGAAUAUUUAGUGGGCUUCUUUCAAGGGGCAGGUACUUCUCAGAAUGGUGGUGCAUGUUAAUUAGGUUGCAGGCCCAUCUGGAAUCCAAGAUGGAACCCGCUGAUGUUCAAGAUGGAGUCCUCUCCGCAGCCCUUGGCAUCACUUAUUAUGGGAUAUAGAGCAAGAGCAGUGACUGACCUUUGGCACUACAUCACCAUCUUUGGAGGGCUAAUGAAGGUUAAACAGUGGUCACAUUUUGUUCUGGGGGCAUGCUGGAGCCUGUAAAGGGGGAAGGGACUAGAAAAACACUAAGAAAGAGAUAGUAAUCUCAGCCUUAUCUCAUGUUGAUAGGGUGUGGUUCCUGUUUACCCAGCUCCUAGAUAGCAAGUUAACUCUGUCUCACUGUGGGAGGAGCAGUGCCUGAUUUCUUAGUGAUCCACUGCCUGCAAGGUGGGCCGACUCACUGUGGGGGUGCAGUGGAAACCCAUCACUACCAUGGUGACUGCUGCCUCGUUUCUGCCAGCCCAGUGGUCAGGAGUGGCCACCACAUCCUUCUGAGCAUCUGUCAUCCCUGCCUCGGUGGGCUCCUGGGCCUCCCUUCCCACUUUGGGACAUCUGAGCAGGGCUGUCUCCUGCCCCUCGUUUAUAUCUGCAGGGUUUUUGAUCAAGGUGUGUCCUGUUGCCAUGGAAGGGCUACCUGGUUAGGGUCCGUUACCCCAAAUACCCUCAACACUGGGGUCCCCAUCAGU
Messenger RNA from Loxodonta africana (African savanna elephant), 4175 nucleotides. It is a transcript of the gene BTBD9, whose product is annotated as BTB domain containing 9. The record is from RefSeq and is a predicted model, not a curated record. The transcript has 12 exons. Gene Ontology annotation, molecular function: protein binding. Lineage: Eukaryota; Metazoa; Chordata; Mammalia; Proboscidea; Elephantidae. Gene Ontology annotation, cellular component: cytoplasm. Gene Ontology annotation, biological process: circadian behavior; adult locomotory behavior; modulation of chemical synaptic transmission. Bases 322 to 2205 code for a protein of 627 amino acids.